This is a messenger RNA of Phragmites australis (common reed), 1791 nucleotides long. RefSeq names its product 4-coumarate--CoA ligase 5-like. Gene Ontology annotation, molecular function: CoA-ligase activity. NCBI's taxonomy places the organism in Eukaryota, Viridiplantae, Streptophyta, Magnoliopsida, Poales, Poaceae. The record is from RefSeq and is a predicted model, not a curated record.
CACGCAGCAGCAAACCUCUUGCACCACCACACAUCCUCCAGAAGAAGAUGGGGUCGCUGGCGGAGCCGCAGGCCGAGACGGUCUUCCGCUCGACGCUCCCGGACAUCGCCAUCCCGGACCACCUCCCGCUCCACGACUACGUCUUCGAGCGCCUGGCCGACCGCCGCGACCGCGCCUGCCUCAUCGACGGGGCCACGGGCGAGACGCUCUCGUUCGGCGACGUGGACCGCCUGUCUCGCCGCGUGGCGGCCGGGCUGCACGCCUCCCUCGGAGUCCGCCGCGGCGACGCGGUGAUGCUGCUGCUCCCCAACUCCCUCGAGUUCGCGCUGGCGUUCCUCGCGUGCUCCCGCCUCGGCGCCGCCGCCACCACGGCCAACCCGCUCCACACCCCGCCCGAGAUCGCCAAGCAGGUGGCGGCCUCCGGCGCCACGGUCGUCGUCACCGAGCCGGCGUUCGUCGACAAGGCACGGUCGUUCGCUGACCUCGCUGCCGCCAACGACUCGGCUCUGCCGGAGGCCGCCAUCGACGUGGCGAACGACGUGGUCGCGCUUCCGUACUCGUCCGGCACGACGGGGCUGCCCAAGGGGGCCAUGCUGUCGCACCGUGGGCUGGUGACCAGCGUGUCCCAGCUCGUCGACGGCGACAACCCGAACCUCCACUUCCGGGAGGACGACGUCGUCCUCUGCGUGCUGCCCAUGUUCCACGUGUACUCGCUGCACUCCAUCCUGCUGUGCGGGAUGCGCGCUGGCGCGGCCCUCGUGCUCAUGAAGCGGUUCGACACCAUCCGGAUGCUCGAGCUGGUAGAGCGGCACGGCAUCACGAUCGUGCCGCUGGUGCCGCCCAUGGUGGUGGAGAUGGCCAAGAGCGACGCCGUCGACCGCCACGACCUGUCCUCGGUGCGCAUGGUCAUCUCCGGCGCUGCGCCCAUGGGCAAGGAGCUGCAGGACAUAGUCCGCGCUAAGCUCCCUCGAGCCGUGCUCGGACAGGGUUACGGGAUGGCCGCGGCAGGGCCGGUGCUCUCAAUGUGCAUGGCAUUCGCCAAGGAACCGUCUCCGGUGAAGUCCGGCUCCUGCGGCACGGUGGUGAGGAACGCCGAGCUCAAGAUCGUCGACCCGGAGACCGGUCUGUCCCUCCCGCGCAACCAGCCCGGGGAGAUUUGCAUCAGGGGCAAGCAGAUAAUGAAAGGGUACCUCAACAACCCUGGGGCUACGUCGAAGACCAUCGACAAGAACGGGUGGCUACACACCGGCGACAUUGGCUACGUCGACCGGCUCAAGGAGUUCAUCAAGGACAAGGGAUUCCAGUUCCAGGUCGCGCCCGCGGAGCUGGAGGCCAUGCUCAUCGCGCACCCCGGGAUUACCGACGCCGCCGUCGUCCCGAUGAAGGAUGACACCUGCGGCGAGAUCCCCGUGGCGUUCGUCGUCACGUCCGACGGCUCUGAGAUCACCGAGGACGAGAUCAAGCAGUAUGUGGCAAAACAGGUAGUGUUCUACAAGAGGUUGCACAAGAUCUUCUUCGUAGGGGCUAUCCCGAAGGCGCCAUCUGGCAAGAUUUUGAGGAAGGACCUGAGGGCAAAGUUGGCGUCCGGAUUUUUCAAUGGAUCAGCCUGCUGAUGACUGUUGAUCCUGAGCUGUUUGUGUGCGAAAGCGAGACCCAGUUUUAGUAAUUUUUUUCUUUUUGUUCCGAUCAUGCUAAAAGAACAUACCAAAAAAGGUGUAAGCAAGAAGCAGUCAACCAUGUACAAGACAUAUGUCUGGAUAUAUGAAAGCUAAAGAUGUGAUUUCACUGGUA